This is a messenger RNA of Parnassius apollo (apollo), 774 nucleotides long. Lineage: Eukaryota; Metazoa; Arthropoda; Insecta; Lepidoptera; Papilionidae. The record is from the annotation of a GenBank genome assembly.
AUGGCGACUUCAAGAACAUGCCUUCUCGUCAUCAGCAUACAUUUAAUCUACGCAGUCACCGCUCAGGAAAUGGAGAAGCGGGUGCCGCAAGGAUUCGUCGGCAUGAGGGGUAAAAAGUACCUGGACUCGAGGGAAACCGAGCAGUUCUAUAAACGAAAACCACAGUUCUUCGUUGGCGUGAAAGGUAAGAAAAAUUACGACUCGUCGGAAUACCAAGAAUCGAGCAAACAAGUACCGAUGGAAUUUGUCGGAAUGCAAGGGAAGAAAGAAUAUCCUGAACUGUUGUUACUACCAGACGAUUCUGAUUUCUAUCCAGAAAGAUUUGGAUCCCUAUUCGGUAAGAUAGACUAUACUGCUAAUGAAAUUGAUCAGAACGAAGGGCGUCCGUUUGCCGACCUCAUUGCGAAUUACAUUCAAAAGCUGCAAGGCAUAAACCUGAGUCCUGAAAGUGUAGACACCAACGAACAAUUACCAAAUGCGGAGUCAUACGAAAGAGUCACGAACGAAGUCGACAAAAGAGCCAAUUUCCAUCAAUUUUACGGAGUACGUGGCAAGAAGUCCGUACAGAAAAGACGGCCAUACGAUCUCUCGUUCCGUGGGAAAUUCAUAGGCGUACGAGGAAAAAAGGAUCUGCAAAACAGCGGCACACAAGAGAUUAAGUUUUUGCUCGAACAAAAUGGACCAUGGCCGAAACGAAAGGCCCAGAUGGGUUUCUUCGGCAUGCGCGGCAAAAAAUGGACCGACGAAUCCAGCCCAGAGGCGACUCCCAACUAA